Molecule: messenger RNA, 4594 nt
Organism: Maniola jurtina (meadow brown)
Lineage: Eukaryota; Metazoa; Arthropoda; Insecta; Lepidoptera; Nymphalidae
Product: junctophilin-1
Exons: 9
Coding region: 142-3276 (1044 amino acids)
Cellular component (GO): junctional membrane complex; endoplasmic reticulum membrane; plasma membrane
Source: RefSeq, a predicted model, not a curated record
CUCCUCGCGCAGGACCGGAGUGGUGUUCACUCGGCGGCGCGCCACGGCGCGACAUGCCCAGCUGAUGUUUAUUUAUACCGCGAGCUCGGCGGAGGGCGCGCGCGGGAGGCCCUCCCCUCCGCGGCACCACGGUUUCGCGUGAUGCAGCCGAGCGAGCUAGCCGACACCGCGCACGCCGCUAGCGGAAAUCCCCCGCAGAGUGGCCUCAACGGUGGCCGAUUCGACUUUGACGAUGGUGGGACGUAUUGUGGCGGUUGGGAGGAUGGCAAGGCCCACGGCCACGGAGUGUGUACCGGCCCGAAAGGACAGGGGGCGUACGCCGGCUCCUGGCACUUCGGUUUCGAAGUAUCCGGCGUCUACACCUGGCCCAGUGGCAGUUCGUACGAGGGACAAUGGCAGAACGGCAAACGGCAUGGUCUCGGCGUCGAGUCGCGCGACCGCUGGUUGUACCGCGGGGAGUGGACGCAGGGCUACAAGGGCCGCUACGGCGUCCGGCAGAGCAGCACGAGCAAUGCCAAAUACGAGGGCACAUGGGCGAACGGGCUUCAAGACGGAUACGGCUCGGAGACAUACGCGGAUGGCGGCACGUAUCAAGGACAAUGGAUGCGAGGUUUCAGGCAUGGCUACGGAGUGCGAACCUCAGCGCCCUUCGGCCUGGCGUCGCACUACCGCGGGAGUUCCCGCGACCACCGCGGCUCGCUGUCGUCGCUGGCGGAGGCGACGGGCACGCCCGACCCCUCCGACCGGAGAACCACUCGGAUGGACGAAGCCAGAGGCGGCUUCGUGCUUAAGGCCAGCUCUGACGAGCCUACGGGAAGACGAGGUUCCCUCGUCGAAAAGACUAAAAGGGGCCUUUUUGCCAAACUCCGUAAACAACGUAGCGCGGGCGAGUUGGACAAGCGGGGCGGCGGCUCGGUGCGCUCGGGCGGCUCGGCCGGCUCGGCCGCGUCCUGGGUGUCCUCGGUCGAGAGCACGCACUCCGCGGCCACGCGCGGCUCCUUCCACACCAACUCAAACACCAGCUUCAUUGUCGAGGAUGAACAUUUGGAUGCCAGUGUGACAGAAACUUACUUGGGCGAAUGGAAGAAUGACAAACGUACAGGGUUCGGUGUGAGUGAGCGGAGCGACGGUCUUCGGUACGAGGGCGAGUGGUUCGCGAACAGGAAGUAUGGCUACGGCGUUACGACGUUCAGAGAUGGCACGAAGGAAGAGGGCAAAUACAAAAACAAUGUACUCAUCACAAGCCAGAAACGGAAACACAUAUUCCUCAUGCGAUCGGCAAAGUUUCGGGAACGAGUUGACUCAGCAGUGAAUGCAGCGCAGCGUGCAUCGAAAAUAGCAUUACAAAAAGCCGACAUCGCUACCUCUAGGACAGCCACAGCGAGAGGAAAAGCCGAACAAGCCGAUGAAUCGGCAGACCAAGCUAAAGAAGACUGUGAUAUAGCACAAACAACUGCCAAGCAGUUCGCACCAGACUUUAAGCAUCCUGGCUUUGAUCGUAUAGGUUUAAGAGAGAAAUAUAGACAGAAAAUUUACGAAUCACAGGUUACGUCUGUGAUUCAAGGAUCCGAUAAAACCAUGGACGGCAAGAGCAUUCCAAAUCAUAUCCCUCCGAUGCAUUCACAACCUCCUCAAAUGAACAAAAUGCCAAAUUCGGUCUCUUCUAGAAGACCGUCAGCCCAAUAUCCUUCAAAUGUAGGACAUACAGUUGACCCACGAUUUUCCAAUAGUCCUAACUACAGUACCGAUGUCAGAAAUAUAGGCCCGCAGUAUGAUCAAUUUUACAAACCUAACCAAGACACGUGGUCUACGCCUGGAAGUACACAAAAUCAGAUAUCCAAUCAAAAAAUAUAUACUUCUAAUGAUCCACCGAGUGGGUAUAACAUCACGUCGCCCGAAGGUCAACUGCCUGCUGCACCGUACAGAUUACAACAACAACAACAACAACAGCAACCUAUCGAUCUAAUGAACCAACAAUUCCAAACUCGGAGACCUUCAGCUUCAAUGAGACCCCCAACAAAUCAAAAACCACCCCAAGACUGGACCUCUCCAGCGGGUGUAGCACGGAGACAAAGUGUUCUCGCUUUACCUACGAACGAUCCACAAAGUAAUAUCUAUACGGAUCCUAGUAUGGCGGCCUAUGCCAGAAACGAACUUCGCACCGGUACAGUACAUUCAGAGGGACCUCUCGACAGAAGCGCUUUAAAUGCAGAAUCUCAAGGUUAUCGACAGGCAAUCGACCCGCAGGGUUAUCGACAACCGCUGGACCAACAGGGCUACAGACAAGCGCCGGAACAACAGAUGUACCGGCAACCUCCAAUGGACCAACAAGGCUAUAGACAAACUCCUGAUAAACAAAUUUAUCGCCAACAAGCAGUCGACCAACCAUCCUAUCGUACUAAUGCGACAGAGCAGGACAUUAUCAAUGGAGAUCGCGAACAACGACCACCGGGGAGCCGGCCCUCAAUCGACUACUUCGAUCACUAUAAAAGGCCUCCAAGCAGAGAUUCCAGUGUGGAUCGAUACGGCAGGCGAUCGCGGCAACCCUCAGUGGAGGCUGCGCCUCCGGGCAGCGGCUCGCGGGCUGGAUCCGUCGCGCCGCAGCCCGCGCCCGCGUCGCGCCCGCCGUCUCGCGCCGCCACUCCUGCGGGCAACGGCCACUUAGCGUCCGGCCGAGGAUCCGUUUCGCGCGCUUCUUCGAGAGAUCACCAGCCUUUCGAGGAUUCGCUAUUACGCAAAAGAACACUAGGACAAGACAUUUCACCUUCACCCUAUCAACCAAAAAGAACAGAGAGCUUAUUUGUAGCACAGAACCCCGCGCCGCCCCCGCCAGCGCCCGCGGGCGGGGGAGGAGGAGGACGAAAGGUAAGACUAAUGUGGUAUCAAGGAGGAGACGAGGAUGAAGACGAGGACCUUAUGUGUUCGCCGGCUAUACUUGCACGACGAGCUUCCGAAAGCUGGAUAAAUGUACCUCCCGUUGAGAUGCUGAGCACCCCUCAAACUCUGCAACGCAAGAAAUCGCUGCCGGACGUAGCGGGCAUGCCACGGUUGCCGGACGGCGGAGGCAUGUCGCGCGAGGAGGUCUCCGCGCUGGGCUCCGCGCGACGCGAGGAGGUCCGCCGUAUGCACGAGGAGUCCGAAAAACUGAGAGCCAACCCCCUCCUCUACCUAGUUAGUCCACAAGUAAAGGACUGGUUCUCCAGACAGCAACUAGUGAUCCUUGUACUGUUUAUCAACAUCUCGUUAGGCAUUAUGUUUUUUAAGUUGCUCACGUAGCGUCGGCGGGCGGCGCGCGCGCGCCUUCCUUCGCGGUGUAAUUUGCACGUGUACAUAACAUUUAUAAAAUAAUCUCCGACACCGCCCAAACUAUGUCCGAUGUGCAAGUACUUCAAUAAGUUAAUCACUACCUAAACCUCUUUAAACUUAUUCAAUCUUACCAUCCAAAACGAUUUUAAGUAUCUAUAGAUAAGGACUUCGAUUUGCUAGUGAACUUUUAUUAAAGUUGUGAAAGUGCGAAAAGCGAGAAAAGUUAUCGAUACAAAGUGCAAAUAUGCCCCACCCUCGUCGAGUCAAUAUAAAAUGUUCUUAUGGUGUGAGAGUGAGAUUUUGUGACCACUAUAGACGAAAAAUUCGAAUGUAAGAUGCACGAUUUACUCAAGAACCUGCAUAUUGUAGGUUUUCGCCCUUGUUGUAAUGUUAAAUGCUUGCCUUACUAAAUACAUACGUUUAGGUAGAAAUAAAACAGAACGCAAAUUAGUGAAUGAUGAGCGACAAUUUUUUUAAGGAAUACUUAUUAAAAUUAUGAGACCAUGAUAUAAGUAGAUUAUUUAUAAAACUUGAUUACUUUCGACGGUUCAAAGUAAUGUAUUUUGAAGCUCUGUAGUAAAUUCCUUGUAGCUUCAGAGCUGAAAAAUAUUUCUAUCGAUGUUUGACUUUUAUUUGUAUAUUUCUAUCGUAGGUAUAUUGUACUGUGGCAAAUUGGAAAAUUUAAAAUUAUUUUUUUAUCUCAAAGUAGGUAAAAAAUACCUAUAAAUAGGUAUAAUAUGGCAAUAUGGCCUGCUUUUAUUUUAAGUUUUAAUGAAAUGUACAAAAUUUUUAAUUAUGUACAUAAUAUGUACAUAUUAUUGUCUACUUAUGUUAUAUAUAUGUUGAUUCAGUCACCGAUACCAAAAGGGAUGUUAUAUUUUAUUAUAAAAUUUAGAAAAUUUGUAUUCGGUCUUGCAAUUAGAACCUAUAUUUAAAUUUAAAAUCUACAAAUUAUAAAAUUUCUAUAUUUCGAAAUAAACAUGUGUUAUACAAGCAUGUAAUUUGUGUUGUAACUAAGAAGUCAAUUUCAUGUUUUUUAAGGUAUAUCUUAUAAGAAAGUUUAUCUUAUUUAUUACUACUUAUAAAUAUUAAGUGUGCAUGCGAGACUGUUGACACGCUGUACAAUUACGAAAGUUGUGGGAAAACGCGCAAUCCUUAUAUUGUUAAAAGUAAGACAAUUUUCGCAAUUUCAUUAUUAUGUAAAAACUUAAGUUAUCUCUAAGAGUUUAAUUACGUGUAUCAAUUUUAUCUACGUUUCACAAAUAAAAUAUUUUAACAAAAUCAUUAA